Drosophila santomea is the source of this 1217-nucleotide messenger RNA. RefSeq names its product nucleoside diphosphate-linked moiety X motif 19. The coding region runs from base 55 to 1110 and encodes 351 amino acids. Gene Ontology annotation, cellular component: mitochondrion. The transcript has 4 exons. Gene Ontology annotation, molecular function: hydrolase activity, acting on acid anhydrides, in phosphorus-containing anhydrides. Lineage: Eukaryota; Metazoa; Arthropoda; Insecta; Diptera; Drosophilidae. The record is from RefSeq and is a predicted model, not a curated record.
GGUUAGCAAUCGAUAUUUCCGUCCACUCUAUCGAUAUCGCUGUGUUACCUAAACAUGUCGAAGCUUUUGCCCAAAAUUCGCUCCUCCUCAAGUUUAAUCCUGCUGGCUAAGAACCAAGUUGAUAAGGCCACGUCGUGUGAUUACAAUGCCCUCCUUCUUACACGAACGCAGAAGUCCACUUUCAUGCCGGAGUCAUCGGUGUUUCCUGGCGGAGUGUGCGAUGCUUCGGACAGUUCGCCUGCCUGGUUGGAUCACUUUCAGCGAAACGAGAUUAGUGCAACUAAGCUGCGGAACAUAGGGCACGUAAGGGGGCCACGUCCGGAUAUAUUCCACACCAAGGCAGAUAAGAAAUCGCUUAAUCCUUCCCUAGCACUGCGUCUAACUGCCAUACGGGAAACCUUUGAGGAGUUGGGCAUCCUGCUGUGCAGGGACAGCAAAUCGUUUACGUCCACUAGCGGUUAUGGAAAGUUUUAUGACCAGUUUGAUCGCGUCCACUGGCAGCACAUUGUCCACAACAAUGCCAGCCAAUUCCUGGAGCUCUGUAAGCAGCUUGAUGUACUACCGGAUGUUUGGUCACUUCACGAGUGGUCCGUCUGGCGCACGCCGUCCACGUUUACGAAGCGCUUCGAGACGGCCUUCUUUAUGACUGCCCUGGAACAGGAACCCAGUGUUCACAUCGAACCCAAUGAGGUCAAGGAUUGUGCGUGGCGCUCCCCAUUGGAUUACCUUCAAGCGAGCCUAAGGAAAGAACUCUGGCUGCCGCCCCCACAAUUCUAUGAACUUUCGCGCUGCCUCAACUUCUCCUCCUUAGAUAAUCUGCGUCAAUUUGCAGCAGAGCGUGAGGUCAAAGGCAUUCAGCUGAUCCAUCCUGUAUUGUAUAAGUGUAAAAAUGGAAUUGUGCAGCUCUUGCCAGGAGAUGAAGCUUAUCCCGCCGAUCCGGAUGCAAGCAACGAUAAAAUUGAGACCGGUUUAUCAGUCGAGGAAUUCCGUUUUCAGGCGAAAACUAAAUUACAUCGAUCGGAGCACUGGAACCAGCACCAGUCCCAGUUGAUAAUUAACUUUAGCCGGGAUGAUGGUCAGGUUCAUCCACUGGAUCCAUGCAAAUUAUAGAGGACAAGCCAGUCUCCUUUAUGUCAUGUGCAUUUAUUUAGGUUUAUAAGUUGUCCGAUUAAUAAUAUUAAUAAUAAAAUAAAAUAAUAAAGUUGGUUUUUGUUUAA